AUGUUAAACUUUCAGGCAUUUGAAUCAACAAACUUUCCUGAACUGGUGGUAGUUGAUGACCAUUUACAGGAGACUGAAGCUGGGCCAGGACAAGAACAGCAAGCAGAUGCAUUGUCAUAUGUCCAGCUGUUUGAAACUGAAAUAGUAACAGUUGAUGACUCUGAUGAUGAAGGUGACAAAACCAUACCAAUGGAUGUUGAUAUCAGUUUGCCAGAGUUAUUAAUAAAGUUACAGUCACAGGUUGCCCUGGAGAAGAUAACGAAAUUCAAUAUCAACAGAAACCUUGUUUUAGAUGGUGCUCGGAGAGCCAUCAAAAGGAAAUCCUUCUGUGCUAAAAGCAAGAUAAGUGUGAAGUUUACGGACGAUGUAGGAAUCGCAGAAGGUGCCAUAGAUGAAGGUAGACCAAAAAGAGAGUUCUUGAGAAUGCUGAUGAAAAAGAUCCAAUACCUGCACAUUUUUGAAGGUCCUGAAAACAGAAGAAUUUUGGCCUAUAGUACAUCAGCCCUAGAAGACAAUCUGUACAGAGAUGUUGGAUUAUUCUUUUCCCUAUCCAUUGUACACGGAGGACCAUCACCAAAAUUCCUUUCUCCAGCUAUGUACAAUGCGUUAGUGGGACAAGCUGGAGAAAGGAAUAUUGAAGAUAAAGCAGAUGGUGACUUGAGAGGAGAAGUUCAAAAGGUAGUAUUUAGAAAGUAUUGGAUUGAUAAUAAGAAUUGUUAUAGAAAAUAG
Messenger RNA from Mytilus californianus (California mussel), 729 nucleotides. RefSeq names its product G2/M phase-specific E3 ubiquitin-protein ligase-like. Lineage: Eukaryota; Metazoa; Mollusca; Bivalvia; Mytilida; Mytilidae. The transcript is spliced from 4 exons. Bases 1 to 729 code for a protein of 242 amino acids. The record is from RefSeq and is a predicted model, not a curated record. Gene Ontology annotation, molecular function: ubiquitin-protein transferase activity.